Messenger RNA from Falco peregrinus (peregrine falcon), 3402 nucleotides. RefSeq names its product melanocortin 2 receptor accessory protein 2 (gene MRAP2). Gene Ontology annotation, biological process: regulation of adenylate cyclase-activating G protein-coupled receptor signaling pathway; protein localization to plasma membrane. Lineage: Eukaryota; Metazoa; Chordata; Aves; Falconiformes; Falconidae. The record is from RefSeq and is a predicted model, not a curated record. Bases 390 to 1010 code for a protein of 206 amino acids. Gene Ontology annotation, molecular function: type 3 melanocortin receptor binding; type 4 melanocortin receptor binding; signaling receptor regulator activity. The transcript has 5 exons. Gene Ontology annotation, cellular component: plasma membrane; endoplasmic reticulum.
CUGCUGAUUCAUUGGCUGUGGCGAGGCGCGGUCUGGCUCGGCUCGGCGCGGCGCGGCGCGCGUGCGGCGUCGGGGGGCGCGGGCGGUGCCGCCGCCCGGCCAGGUAGGAGGGCGGGAGCGCGCGUCACCGCCCGGCGGCUUCAUCCCGCCCGGCGGCCCCUCAGCGCCGCCUCGUCCCGGGGCGUUCCAGGGGGGCCGCGCUCGCCUCGGGGCGCCGCGGCGCUCAGGGGGCUGGUGGCGCGCCCGGCCCGGCCCGGUGCGGUGCCAUAUUGAAGCUGUUACUAGCACAGAGAAAUUUAGGUUGGAAGGGACCUCUGGUGGUCGCAUGGUCCAACCUCCUGCUCAAAGCAUGUUCAACUAAAUCAGGUAUAUAUUUAUUGAGGUGCAAGAUGUCUGCCCUGAGGCUGAUUUCUAACAGAACCUCCCAGCAAGCCUUGUCUAACUCUGAUUACACCUGGGAGUAUGAGUACUAUGAGUAUGGACCGGUGUCGUUUGAAGGCCUGAAGGCUCAUAAAUAUUCCAUUGUGAUUGGAUUUUGGGUUGGUCUUGCAGUUUUUGUCAUCUUCAUGUUUUUUGUCCUGACCCUGCUGACAAAGACGGGGGCACCACAUCAAGACAAUGCAGAACCUUCUGAAAAAAGAUUUUGUAUGAACAGCUUUGUGGCAGAUUUUGGAAGACCUCUGGAGUCGGAGAGGGUCUUUUCUCGUCAAAUAACUGAAGAAUCCCAGUCACUUUUCCAUUUCUGUAUUAAUGAAGUGGAACAUUUGGGUAAAGCAAAACAAAGUCAGAAGGGUCCAGGUCUGGAGAGUAAUACCCACUUCCAGGAAGUUCCCAGGAGCAGUGGAAUGUUUGAGGAGGACCUGCAUUGUCUUACAAAAUUUAACAUACCUAACUUUGUGAACACUGAGCAGAAUUCUUCACUAGGUGAGGAUGAUCUCCUCAUCUCAGAGCCACCAAUCAUUUUAGAAAGCAAAUCGGUCAUUCAAUCUUCCCAUCAGAUCCUUGACUGAAAAGUCUUUUACUUUAAGGUAAAUGUUCCUGUUAUUGUCCAGUGUGAAGCCUUUCUUGGCCUUCUGUUAUUUUCAUUUCAGGCCUGUGCUUUGUAUUGUGUGCAAGACUGGCUCCGCUGACAGAACUCUGUUUAGACAAGAAGUAAAACACUGCUUUAUUCUGGUGCCUUCUGUGGUCUAAACCUUUUGCUCAGCAUUAUUUUUGCUUCUUGAUACUUUUUAAAUUUCUUUUUUUGUUCUGUGUUUUUUAAAUGACUGCUUGUGUCCAGCUUUUGAAGGGUACCAUAAUAAUAUUAUGGGGACUGUGAAGGCUGGAGCCUGGCAUUCGAGGUGUACGAAAACUCCUUGGCCAAGAAAAGUGUAAACCUCAAGUUAAGACUGGAGCAAGGAAUCAACAGGCAGCCCCUGGGGAGGUUCUACAGCUUCUGCCGCUCCCGAAAAGGGACACCUAAAACUCAGCACAAUGCAUAUCUGCUUGGCAUUAACACCAGUUUCUGAUUCCUCACUGCUUUCCAGUGCAGGUUAAACCCAACUUACAAAGCUUCCAGAGGGAGUACCUUGCAUUUUAAACUGGUUACAAAGUUUACGAAAUGAUACCACCACCUGCUGCUGAGUAAAAGCAAACUGGUGCCUGUAAUUACAUUACUUCACAGUGACAUUCUGAUAGGUGCCCAGUGAUCACCUGGAAUUAGUAUUCUACACACACACACAGAGUAAUUUGACACUUUGUGGUUUUCUGGUUUGUUUUGGGGUGGCUUGUUUUUUUGGUUUUUUUUUGGUUUUUCUUGAUUGGUGAUGCAAACUUCCAGUUCGGUAAGUGCAGGAUUCAGUAGCUGAAAUCAGAUGGAAACUGUUAUCUUUUGCCAGCAGUUAUUAUAUGCAAAUGGUGGUCGUAUGCUAAGCUGGUGUUAUGUUUUGAGGUUGAAGAUGCGUAGGUUGAACCUUCCUAUAGUUUUUUGGCUCUAUAAAUGGCUGUUUAUUGACUAGUGGGCUCAGUGAAGGGCUGGCAGGCUUUGCGCUGCUGAGAGGACCAACUCCAAAAGCAUAGCUGAGCUGCACUUCCUCCAUCUUUUUGUAGUCAGUUGCGAUGGUGCUGCCACCACAGCUGUUCUCCCAGGGAAAGGUUUGUUAAGGAAUUGGUGAAAUUUCAACCUUUAAAUUUAUUUCUUAGAGAGGAGUGAGGUUCUGAACCUUAGCCAGUACUGAAAUCAUGUUUCAGCUUUCUUCAGAAGAUGGUAACUAAUGGCCAAAUGGUUUUAGAGCAAGCACAGAGGAUGCAGAGGAACCAGGUUCAAACCCUUUGCUGGACUUCCAGUGAGAGUGCUCUGCAGGAAGCUCUUAACUGAAAUGAAACGAGUGGAUUCAACAUACCGUGCCUGACUGGGUUUUCUUGAAACUAACCUGCUUUGUUAUAGGUGUUUGAGUCAGAGUGAAAAUGCAGCAAUGGCCUGCUGAUACAUUUUUCAGACACUUAAAUGCUGAUACACUCAUUGUUCUUUCACCUGACAAAUAGAAAAAGUAGUGAACGGGUUAUGCAGUUAGAGAAUACAGAGUGGGGGAAAACUUUUGGUUUUAUCUCUUACAACCUUAUAAACCAUUUAUACCUGAAUUUCCUGUUGUCAAAUGUAACUUUUGCACUACUUCCUAGUGUUUAAAGUAAUGGGAUUCUACUUAAAGCAGAGCCUGUUUAAAGCUAGCAGAUUACUGUUGGAAAAUAGUUCCCAAGAGAAGACGGAUGUGAACCCCGUUACAAAUGAGCUUAGCUGCACGGGUUGCAGUGGAGGUCUCCAGUAUGCUGCUUCUAAGUACUUAACCACAAGUAUGAAGGCUGUUAGCUGUGGGCUUCCCUUUUCUCUUCCCAAAUUAAGAAAUUUGAAAAAUCUGAAUGUGGCAACUGCUUCCCGCUGAGGCACCUCAAACAAUUGUUAACUAUCUGAUGGUUAAGCUUUGUCUGAUUGUUCUUGCUAACAAGCUCUGGGACUUCUACUAAAUGUGGCUUUUAUAGCCUGUGUCAGGGUGAGCGAGCUGCCUUCAGUGAUGUUUGAUCUGUUCUUUUCAUCUGUUUUUCCUUUGCCAUGCUUGAAAACAGAAGAGCUGCUGAAAUGAGGGGAAAUCAGUGUAGAACCCAUUUCCUCUGCAAUUAAAAAAUGAAGUUUAUUUUUAAAGCAUUUAAAACUGCAUUUCAAAAUAAUGCAGGUCUGGUUUUAGAAAAAUAAAAGCUUGCUAUUACCCGUGGGCUAACCUAAGUUUUCCUUCUGCUACCUUAAAUCUUUUUGGCUUUUGAACUGCUACGUUAGGGAGAAAGAAGUGUUCAUGUGUAAGAAUACUGGUGACACUUAAUGCCUAGAUGAAAGGUAUUUAAUAAAGUGAGCAAGAGGUAAUGCCAACUUAA